Molecule: messenger RNA, 732 nt
Organism: Scomber japonicus (chub mackerel)
Lineage: Eukaryota; Metazoa; Chordata; Actinopteri; Scombriformes; Scombridae
Product: serine/threonine-protein kinase BRSK2-like
Biological process (GO): protein phosphorylation; intracellular signal transduction; microtubule cytoskeleton organization
Cellular component (GO): cytoplasm
Molecular function (GO): ATP binding; protein serine/threonine kinase activity; tau-protein kinase activity
Source: RefSeq, a predicted model, not a curated record
AUGAGAGCGAUUCUGUGUCAGGACGGCCACAUCGCUGGCGGCCUUGUUGGGGGAAACCACCGGCGGCAGCUAAUCAAUGUUUCAGAGCUGCGGGAGGGAGAGAGAGGUCUGGUGAAGCUCGGCGUCCACUGCGUCACGUGUCAGAAAGUCGCCAUAAAGAUUGUCAACAGAGAAAAGCUCAGCGAGUCUGUUCUCAUGAAGGUGGAGAGGGAGAUUGCCAUCCUGAAGCUCAUAGAGCAUCCUCACGUCUUAAAGCUACAUGACGUCUACGAAAACAAGAAAUACCUAUCUCCACACUAUGCCUGCCCAGAGGUUAUCAGGGGGGAGAAGUACGACGGGAGGAAAGCAGAUGCGUGGAGCUGUGGAGUCAUCCUGUUUGCACUGUUAGUGGGUGCUCUGCCUUUCGACGACGACAACCUGAGGAAUCUGUUGGAGAAAGUGAAGCUGGGAGUUUUCCACAUGCCUCACUUCAUCCCUCCGGACUGUCAGAACCUGCUGCGCGGCAUGAUCGAAGUGGACGCUACCAAACGCUUCACGUUAGAGCAGAUCCAGAAGCACACGUGGUACAUAGCCGGGAAGAACGAGCCGGAGCCGGAGCAGCCCGUUCAGGAAGUUGCUAUCAGGAUGCUGGCUGCAGCCGAAGACAUCGACCCCGACGUCCUGGAGAGCAUGCACUCCCUCGGCUGCUAGGACAAGGAGAAACUCACCAAAGACCUGCUGUCUGAUGAGUGA